This is a messenger RNA of Exserohilum turcica Et28A, 2655 nucleotides long. RefSeq lists its product as uncharacterized. Gene Ontology annotation, cellular component: membrane. Gene Ontology annotation, molecular function: carbohydrate:proton symporter activity. The transcript is spliced from 6 exons. The coding region runs from base 1 to 2184 and encodes 727 amino acids. NCBI's taxonomy places the organism in Eukaryota, Fungi, Ascomycota, Dothideomycetes, Pleosporales, Pleosporaceae. The record is from RefSeq and is a predicted model, not a curated record. Gene Ontology annotation, biological process: carbohydrate transport; transmembrane transport.
AUGGCGACUGACCCGCCGCCGCCCAGCCACCUCGCCGCCUUCACCAUUCCUCCACACUCGAGCGCCAGCCGGAGGCCUGCCAACAUCCCGCUCCACAACCUCGCCUCGACCGCCCGCAACAGACCCGCCGACGACGAGGCUUAUCUGCUCGACGACCACGACCACGACCACGACCACGACAAGCAUAGCGCCCGCUCCUCGCUCGACACGCCCGAAUCAGACUCGGACCUGUCCAUCUGGAGCGACACGGGCGACCUCGUCGACCAGCUCGCCCGCCGCCAAGACCCGCUGCGUAUCCGCCUCGAGCAGGCCCACGCCGCCGCGAACCCCCCUCGCCAGCACCCAAAGCGCACCCGCUUCGCCUCGCAGCACCUCCACGAAAAGGGCCCCCACGCCAUCUUCAAGGACGACAUUGAAAUCCCCGACCCCGGCCCCCGCACAAUCUCAAAGGCUGAGAGGAUCCUCGCCGCCAUCAUGGCUCCCAACGACGGGCCCUCCCGUAUGCACGGCCUGCAUGGCAAGAAGCUGAUCUACUUCACCAGCGUCUUCGUCUCGCUGGGUGUGUUCCUGUUUGGCUACGACCAGGGAGUCAUGUCCGGAAUCAUAACGGGCAUGUACUUCAAGGACUACUUCAACCAGCCUACCGCGGCCGAGCUGGGCACCAUGGUGGCCAUUCUCGAGGUCGGCGCCUUCAUCUCCUCGCUCGUAGUGGGCCGCAUUGGCGAUGUCCUCGGUAGACGGAAGACGAUUCUGUACGGCUCCCUCAUCUUUGUCGUUGGCGGGGCUCUCCAGACGUUUGCAAACGGAAUCCCCAUGAUGCUCCUGGGCAGAGUCAUUGCUGGUCUCGGCGUUGGCUCCCUGUCCACCAUCGUCCCCGUCUACCAGUCGGAAAUCUCGCCGCCCCACAACCGAGGAAAGAUGGGCUGCAUCGAAUUCACGGGCAACAUUGCCGGCUAUGCCGUCAGUGUUUGGGUCGACUACUUUUGCACCUACAUCAAGAGCGACUGGUCGUGGAGAGUGCCCCUCUUCAUGCAGUGCAUCAUGGGUCUUCUCCUCGCCGGAGGCAGCUUGCUCAUCUGCGAGUCCCCAAGAUGGCUCUUGGACAACGACCAUGACGAAGAGGGCAUUGUGGUGAUUGCCAAUUUGUACGGAAAGGGCGACAUCCACAACCCUAAAGCACGAGAUGAAUACCGAGAGAUCAAGAUGAACGUCCUGCUCCAGCGCCAAGAAGGUGAACGCUCGUACCCGGACAUGUUCAGGCGAUACUCCAAACGCGUCUUCAUUGCCAUGUCCGCCCAAGCCCUUGCGCAACUCAACGGCAUCAACGUCAUCUCGUACUAUGCACCCCUUGUCUUUGAGGAAGCCGGCUGGUAUGGUCGCCAGGCCAUUCUCAUGACUGGCAUCAACGCCAUCACAUACCUGCUGUCUACCAUUCCCCCGUGGUACAUUGUCGACUCGCUGGGCCGUCGAAAGAUCCUCUUGUCUGGCGCCCUUAUGAUGCUCGUCUCCCUGUCUCUCAUCUCCUACUUCAUCUUCCUGCAAGCUUCGUGGACACCCAACAUGGUUGUGAUAUUUGUCAUGAUCUAUAAUGCCGCUUUUGGAUACUCAUGGGGCCCUAUCCCGUGGUUGUACCCGCCCGAGAUUUUGCCCCUCAGCAUUCGUGCCAAGGGUGCUAGUUUGAGUACCGCGACCAACUGGGCCUUUAACUGGCUGGUGGGAGAAAUGACACCCAUACUGCAGGAGCACAUCCAGUGGCGUCUAUACCUCAUUCACGCCUUCUUCUGUGCUGUCAGUUUUGUUAUCGUAUACUUCAUCUAUCCUGAAACUGCCAAUGUCCGUCUGGAAGACAUGAACUCGCUAUUUGGAGACGCCACCUCCGUCAUGCCUACCCCAGAGACGCUUGCGCAAGCCGAGUCGCUGUUUAGCGGCGAAGGCCGUGGCUCCCCCGUGCCAUCUCUCGACAUUCGAGGUGCACGCCGCCCCGCAGACGAUGCCAUUCCCGGACUCAGCAUCGACCCUCCUGAUAUCGAAAGCGGCAACAAGGAUAUGACCAAGGCCAACACGGAAAACGGCGACGGUAUCGGCGGCUGGAUCAGCAACAUGGUCAAGAGAACCAAAGGCAACGGUGAAGGCGACAGCUCAAGCGGCGGAAAGUACAAGCAGAUUGGACAGGACGAGGACUAAACGUCCAUGGCGGCAUUGCCAAUGUACACGCAUUCGCAUUUCCCACGCAUAUCUGCAUUUUGCACCGACUUCAGACUACGGAAAUGUUACCAUAUUACGAGCAAACGGCUCGACGAGCGAGUGUUUUGGGUUGAUAGAGUGCGUAGAGCAUUACCAGGGCGUUUUCUUCUUCUUCUUCUUCUUCUUCUUCUUCUUCUUCUUCUUCUUCUUCUUUUACUUCUUCUUCUUCCCACUCCUUCACUUCUUCCUCUUCUUUUUGGCUCUCGUGCGUGUUUUUUUUUUGGAGGGCAGAAAGUGUGACUAUCAAGAUGUUGUUUAGAAGUUCCUCCCUAAUGUCAUCUUUCUUUAUGGCCUAAGGCUUCUAUGCCUAAAUGGAGGAACGUUAAAUUUUCAGGAAGCUUGGAAUAUUUUCUCUCGCUGCUGGGCUUGUUAUAUUAAAGAAAAAGUAUUGUACAAAAUAUGAGCAUGAGU